AUGGCUCCUUACCAAAUAGUGCUGGGAAACGACUGGAGCUACGACUGUAAUGAGACAGGUCAUGAGGGUCAGCACGAGUCGUCCUACACGGCUCAGAUGGCUCCUGGCAACGAUGGCAUUAUUGUCUUCACUAAGACUAGACGGACUCAUCCAAUACCAUACGGCAAAUCCAAACACCAAAAGGAGAUUCACUAUCACCCAGCUAUGCAGCUCCCAUCCAUGGUCAAGAUACUGGACCACUUUGAUGCUCCGAAAGAAUCAGCACCUGGAUUUCAGCAUCAACAUCAUUGGGAUGAACAAGCAGGAGAUGAUAUUGAGUUUCCUGAGAUGCAGACUGUUUCUGAAGGACAGCUGACCUUUGUUGGAGAGUCAUACUACCAAUCACCUACUCGACCACCUGAUGACGAGGAUAUUGUCACUGACUCCAUUCACCUCAGGAAGCCGCAAGAUGACCAUCUGAACUUUGAUAUGACAUCCUUGAAGGACGAGAUUGCUGGCAACUUGACAUGCAUGAGGACAGCACCUAUGAAAGGAUCCCAUGAACAGACCCAUUGUUACCAGAAGCUAGUUCAAACUUUACACUCGGUGCCUGACGCUCAGAAACUGGCAGAGAUUGUGUCUCCAAUGUACAAGCUGCCACUGUCCAGACGUAUCCGUGACAAGCAGGACAGGUUGAACAUGCUGGAUGCAGUUGCCGAGAUACACAGUGAUGCCUCCCAGUCGCUCCUUACUGAUCUCAUCCUCCUGUCUCCAAAACCAAACAAGGAGCUGGUAGAGAGACUACUCAUUGCCUCUGCUGGCUUCACACACACUAUAUCAGAGCAUUACCUAGAGACUGUAGAAGACAUCGCCUUCCAACCUCACAAAUUCCCUGAAUCCUUAAAAGACCCUGAGAUACAGAGGGUUGCUGUGCUGGCACUUGGUGCCAUGGCUGGUCACCGAUGGAAGGCUGGAUACAAGUCUCAAGCACAAUUCAUUGUCCGCAAGAUUGAGGAUAAACUUGGUGUGCACGAUCCCUGGGCCUAUGAGAAGACCUUGACCUCUCUGACUGAGGAUGAACAAGAGGAGUUUCACCAUGACACGGUGGCAUUGAUUGAAGCUCUGGGCAAUGCUGGGCUGCAUCGCUCCUUCCCCCACAUCCAGAGCUAUACCAACCACAGCGCUACUCAUCCACUGCUGAAAAGGGCUGGCUUACACUCCAUGAGAGACUACCAUCAUGAUACGGCAGCAGGGAUUCUGCUGAAGUCGGCCUUAGAUGAAGAUGAGAAUGAGCAUGUCAGAUAUGAGGCAUCCUUGCUUUACAAGAAUCACCCGAUGGGCGGUGACCAAAAUAUCUCCAAGUUUGUCACCCCAGAAGAAUAUUCUGCCGCCAAUUCUUCCCAAGACGUAGCAAUCACUGCAGUGAGUGUGCCCUCUAGACAUCGCGUGAGACGAGGAUUCUGGGAUGGAUUGAAAUUCAAGUUGGCUAGUCCCUCAAUCCACUGGAAAAAGCUCAUCGGCAGCUCAGCGACUGGGGCUGAGUUUGGCUUGACCAUUAGAAAUGAACUUAACAUGAACAUUGCUCCACUGAGUGGUCACCUGCGUGUGGAUCUAUUAGAUGAGGCUUAUGCCAGAGUCGUGGUUGGGCUUGUUGGGUUUUCAUUGGACCUUGCCCCCCGAUUCUGCUUCAAUGGCUUCAUUGAUUAUAACCUCAACAUACUACAGGAGUUUGGCGUGGAGCGCAUCAGUGACUUUGUCAAAGCAUACGAUCUCAUCAUUGGACAAGUAGUUGGAAACAUUCGUAGGGCAGUGGACAUUGUCGUUGGUCUCUUCAACGGUGACAUUAGCAUCUCUCAGCUAUUUGACGACUUUGUCCAAGCUCUGGAGAACAUUCCAAGUAACAUUACGAAUGUGAGAUAUGUGGCUACAGAGGCUAUGUCCAGACUAUCCCAGUUUGAUCCUGAUCAGCUACCUCGGUCCUUCAGGGGUGUCAUUGAUGUGGUCAACAAGGCUACUCAGUUAUUCAGUGAUAUCAAGACAGACGUCAUGGAAUUCUACCAGAGCGUCAAUGAAGCCAUCACAGUCACCUUGCCCUGGGCAGCAGAGCAGAUCUGGAAGUCUAUUAUUGCAAUUGCAGAUUCUAUUGUUGAUCUACUCAAGUCACCACUGAAAGCCAUCGGAGACAUAUUUAAAGGAGUCCUCAACAUCAAGACUGCAGUUACUGAGAUCACAAACGCCAAGAAAGAGGUGGAAAAAGCCAACUUUUUCAAGGAAGGUCAGAGACCCUACUGGUUUGAUCUGCCCAAGGUCAUCGGUGAUAUGCUGAACGAAUUAAGGGAGCAUCUUGGCAACAUCAGACGAGAUCUUAGUGUUUGGGUGGAUGAGAUUGUGGGUUCCUCAGAUCCCGUCAAGAAGCUGACAGGGGGAGCAGUGGAUUCGCGCACAUUGAGGAGGCGAGUCAAGGAUGAGAUUGAGUCCAUCUUCCAAGAUUUGAUGGAACCCAUACAGCCCAUCGUGAAUCUCCUACAACCAUUCUUUGAGCUGUACGACCUUGUGUUCAGCACUGUUGAUGAUGUCAAAGAAGCCUAUCAGACACUGAAGGAAGGAUACCAAAAGUCUCAAGCUCUUGUCAUGAAACUGUUUGGGCCUAAGGCCCACGAGAGAUUUCCUAGGAAAUACCGAGAGCCUGGCUCAGGAGAGUGUGCAUCAGGAGGUUUCUACCCGACUAACUCGGCUGGACAUUAUGAGGAUCAAGGUGUAGAUCUGGAAAUUUCAGCAGGAGAAAUGUUAGUGGCACCAUUUUCAGGCGUCCUGUUCAAGAGUGCUGAUAAACCCAACCAGGUUACUCUGGUAGCUGGUGGCGGGGCCUUCCGAAACAUCAAGAUUUUUAUCGACAACAUUGAGCCCAACCGCACCAUCUCUGAAACUGAGGGAGUGAAUGUGAUAGCUGGUACCAUCAUGGGUACAGUCGGCAGGUCUGCAACCUGCACACCACCCAACUACAUCCACCUGUCUAUGAAGAACUCUAAACCUAACCGCCUGGCAGCCAUUCUAGACGGUGCUCUUGAUGACGAUUCUUCAGCUUCUGAUGAAGCUGCUAAGGAGGGCUAUGUGGACCCUAGUAACUACCUUGCCAAGAGGCCGCUGGCGCUACCCAAAUGGACUCAAGUCUGUGAUGAUUAUAAGUUGGUGUGGAUGGGAAAGACAGUGAAGGAAGGUACUUUACUGGGAGGCGAUAAUGACGGAGAGACGGAUGACACCAGCCCAGAACGCCAACCUCCCCCUGACACUACCACCGAUAGACCUGACCCUAGCAAGAGACCACCAAAGCGUACAUCUUCCCUAGAUGAAGCACUGUCCCAGGGCAACAAACAACAGACACAGGAAAUACUUGGCCUUCCAGUGCCAAAAAUAGGCUCGGGUUCUCCUUUCGAGAACUUCACUCUGCGGAACUUGAAGAUUGGCUCCAUUCUGGCAUUUGCCCGUAAGAUUGGACUGGAGAAAACAGCAGAUGACUUACUGACAGUUGUCAAGACGAUUGUUAAACUAGUGAGUGACAAGCCAUGCGUUCUAGCUGAGUCUUUGUCCAAUGACAUGUUGAGGAUUGAGCUCCAGCAGCGUGGUCUCAGUUCACAGGGAGACAGGAAGACUCUACUCCAGCGAUACAAACAACCUGAAGAUCGCUGCCCCCUUCUACAAGUCUCCUUGCCCAAGAACGUCUACUGUAGGAUAGAUGGAAGCUGCCUGGGUGUGGAGUGCUGUAUGAACGUCAAACUCUUCAUGGUAUCUCUGGCCUUCAAGGCAUUCAUGCGCUUUGAUCCUUGCGAGUUGCAGUUUGUUCUUGGUGUCAACUCUUGGAACUACACCAUUCAAAUCCUGGAUGUUGAAUUUGGCAAAGAAUGGGACAUGCCAGUGCCCUUUGACAUUCCAUUUGUCGAUGAUAUGGAGCUGCAUCUUAGGUACCGCAUUGAGAAGAGCAGGACUCAGCUACUGGUCAGCAUGUCUGUUGGUUUCUGCCCAACGACUGGUGGUGCAGAUUGUUUGCCAUUUAUACAAGUGUUGAAGGAUUCUGCUAUUGCUCUUCCUGUCUGCCAUCCCGAUGGAACCAUCACGUGGCCAGACAUUGACCUGGAGGAGUAUUUCUCUCGCGCUGCCUUGAAGAAUCUACUCAAGGAGACGGGUGAGGAGCUACUGAAGGCAGGCACUGAGGCUACAUGGAAAUAUGUCUUGGAAGAGCUGGGCAUACCCAUGGAAUUAUUGGGUGGUAAAGAGCCAUGUCCAACACCUUCGAGUUUGAGUAAAAUGCAGCUGAUAGCCACACUGGAGGAGAGGCAACUUUCAACCAAUGGAACGAGGAUGGAGAUGGAAGCCAGGCUAUCGCAGGAUGAUAGAACGUGUCAGUUCUUCACGUUGCCGGAGUUCCCCCCAGAGCUGGCAAAAGUGGCCUACUGCUCCCUGAGUGAGAACUGCCUCCGUCUUGACUGCUGUCUGCAACUCGACCUUGAAGACUGGCAUUUCCACCGCUCGUUCAAAGCCUUUGUGGAGAUAGAUGCCUGUGAUUUCACAUUCUACGUCGCCUUUCAGCACUUGCGGUACAAGAAGUUGCUGCUGAGCUAUGAAUGGGGAAAACAAGAACAGCAAACCAUAGGUCCCAUCGCCCUGAAAUACUCCAUCAACAAACUGGACGCGGAGAAGGUGUUUGAGAUUGACUUUGGAGCAUCUAUUUGUGAGAGCGCUGAUGAUUGCGUUUUUGAUGUGGACAUCAUCCAGGACUACAGAGUUCCCGUUCCAUUCUGCAAUUCCAACUUCUCAUUCGCCCUUCCAGGAGGGACCACCUUGAGGGAAUUUAUAAAUCAAGUUGGCCCGAGUGCUGGGCAGCAAGCUGUCAAUAUUCUCCUGGAGUUCAUUGGGCUUAGAGAUAAGAUUAAUGAUGGACCAUGUGACACCACAGCACUGAUAAGACCUGAUGAAGAAGUAUGCACUGAUGUGAGCCUACCACCACUACCCAGUGGAGUGACUUGUGAGUUUUCAGACCGCUGCCUGGGCAUACGAUGUUGCACUGAAUUGGAUCUAGAAAUCACUGUAUUAUCAGUCAACAUGUGGCUGGUUCUAGACCCCUGUGAGUUCACGCUGUCCAUGGGAUUGGGAAAGUGGUCCUUGACAUUCACCAUAUUUGACUACCAUUGGGGUACCCAGGAAGAGCUGAAGAUUGGCAAAGCCUUGACCCUGAUCUACACCAUUGACAAGCUGACUGAGGACAAGGUGUUUGUAUUGGACCUAGCACUUUCCCUGUGCCUCCAAGACUCAGACUGUAACACGCCCUCUAUUGAUAUUCUCAAGAAAACUCGGGUGCCAAUACCACUCUGCAAUGAGAAUUUCACAUUCACACUUCCAGGGGAUGGGACUAUUAAAGGCUUCUUGCAGAUGCUUGGGCAGAACGCUGCUGAAUCAGCAAUUGAUGCUAUUCUUGAACAUCUAGGGCUAUCUGAAUUCAUCAGUCGCAUGCCAUGUGUCCGUCCACAAGUCACACAAGAUGGUUGGCACAGACUUUGCCCCAAGGAUAUCAGACUUCCCCACCUUCCGAGAAACCUGAUCUGUACCAUUCCAGAGAAGUGUCUAGGGUUCGAUUGCUGUCUGGAGCUUCCCAUCCCAGGGAUCAGUCCCAUCAGCACGCAGGUCUCCUUCAUCUUUGAUCCUUGUAACUAUCAGCUGUCAGUCAGUCUAGGCAGCUGGAGUCUGGAUCUGCAAAUCUUGUCCUAUCAGUGGGGUCAGCAGGAAGAGGUCGACAUUGGCAAGGCAGUAACUAUAAGUCUGACCAUUGACAAGUUAGAUUCAGAGGAAUUGUUCCAGAUCAACUUGGACAUCUCCAUCUGCAUCGACGCUGAGUGUACAACCACACCAGUCCUUCAGGAUUCCCUGGUUCCUAUUCCAUUCUGUAAUCUCAGUGCUUCCUUUGAGCUGCCUGGGGAUGGCAGCUUUGCUGGUCUUGCCAGGGAGCUCGGUGGGAAUGUAGGGGAGUUGGCCAUCCAGGCUGGACUCCGAAAACUUGGAAUCGUGCAAUAUGUUAGCAACCAGCAAUGUGACAUGGAGAUACUUGCACCAAGUGAAAACAAAUGUCCACUCUUAAGGCUGCCACCUCCAUCCAGCCUGUUGACGUGUACAGCGGAUGACCGCUGCCUGGGCCUGACAUGUUGUGCCUCCCUUGACCUGAUCUUCACUCAGCUGUCCACCACCGCUUACGCCCUCCUAGACCCCUGUGAAUUCCAGCUGUCCGUCGGGUUGGGGUCCUGGUCUAAGAAUCUGACGCUCUUUGAAUACGACUGGGCAGUGGAUAAGGUGCUGGAUAUCAGUGAUUCUGUGCGUAUAGAAUAUAAUGUUGACAAGCUCAAUGAACAGAAGGAGUUCCUGAUUGACUUGUCAGUAAUCCUGUGCAUAGAUGGCACCUGUCGACCCAUCCACCUGCUGCAGGCAGCUCAUGUACCCAUACCAAUCUGCAAUCCCAAUGCCACCUUCUCCCUGCCUGGGGAUGGUACCAUCUCUGGCUACCUGAAUAGCUUAGGGGGUCAUGUCACCGAUGCAGAUGUAGACUUGGUACUAGACUAUUUAGGUCUCAAGAACUUCCUGUCAAGAGCCACCUGUUCUCUUCCUCCAGCACUCCCGGUUGGUAGUGACAACUUGAAGGUGACUCAGAUCAGCUCCAAGGCCUGGUUGAUCAUUGACCCCUGUGACUAUACGCUGUCUGUCGGGCUAGAGUCGUGGUACUUCAACGUCUCGCUGUUUUCUUACGAGUGGGGAAUGAUCGAAAGUUUCAUGAUUGGCGAUGCCCUGAGUGUCAGGUUUUCCAUUGACAAGCUUGACGCCACCAAGGAGUAUGAAGUAGAUCUGGCCUUCUCUCUCAUCAUUGAUGGCAUCGCUACAGACUUCGCAAUCAUGGCUGACAAGAUAAUCCCAAUACCUUUGUGCAAUGCUAACCUCUCCCUGGCCUUGCCUGGGGAUGGCUCAGUCAAAGGUUUCCUGAAUGAGCUAGGAGACAAUGUGGGACAGGCAGCUAUCCAGCUGGUACUGACUAAACUCAACCUACAGGAUACGAUCAUUGGAACGACAUGCCAGUUGCCUUCACAGAUAACGACAGGCACCCAAUGCCCAUUGAUCUCCCUACCCUUCCUGGAGAAUGUCGUCCAGUGCUCCAUUGACGAUCGCUGCCUUGGCAUCCAAUGCUGCAUCCAUCUUGACUUUGUCAUCACUGAACUCUUGCUGAGUGCAAGAAUUCAAGUUGACCCUUGCAACUUCCAGCUGUAUGUGGCCUUUGAGAACUGGGAACUGAACAUCACUCUCUUCAGCUACACCUGGGGAAAGGUGGAAACGGUAAACAUUGGAAACGCUGUAAUGUUGAGCUAUUGCCUUGAGAAACUCACAGCCAAGAAAGUCUUCUCUGUGACUUUGGGUCUCACGUUGUGCAUUGAUGACACCUGCACCAUGAACCCAGUACUUGACCAUGUCUGGGUUCCUAUACCCUUGUGUAACACUAAUGCUACAUCAUUCACCUUGCCUGGUGAUGGUACAGUGGAGGGAUUCAUACGAGAGCUAGGCGGUCGCAUCGGAAACUCUGCCAUUGAAUUGGUGUUGGAGAAGUUUGGCCUGAGUCAAUAUCUGCAGAGUGUGCCUUGUGACAGGGGAACACCAGGCACCUUGAGGAGUGUGAUUCUCUUUCUUCAAGGCUGUCCAGCCGUUGAUGUCACCCAGCUGCCUGAGUUCCUAUCUUGCACUGUCACUAACUCCUGCCUGGGCAUCCGAUGCUGUCUGGAAAUGGACUUGAUGAUAACAACUCGCAGCGUCAGUGCCUGGGUCAUCCUGGAUCCCUGCAACUUCACCCUGUCUGUGGGCUUUGAGAAGUGGGAACGUAGUAUCACUUUGUUCCACUACCCACUGGGUGAUGUCAUGGAGGAAGUUGUGAAUGGCGUCCUGACAGUAAGAUGGCGAGUGGCUAAGAUCACCAAAGACAAGCAGUUUGAGAUAGACUUGUCCCUAGUUCUCUGUGUAGAUGGAGCAUGUGACACCUUGACAGUGUUUGCUGGCAGUCGCCUUCCAAUACCGCUGUGUAACACCCGAGAUACAUUCACUCUACCGGGUGACGGUUCAGUGUCAGGCUUUUUGAGUUACCUUGGUGGUAAUGUCGGUCAGUUUGCCAUAGAUGCAGCCCUACGUCAUCUUCAUCUGACUGGCUUCCUCACAGGAAAGGCAUGCAGCUAUCAUACACAGGAUGUCUGUGCCAGCUCCACUAGUAUCCUAGGCAACUGCACUGUGAUUGGUGAGACCUGCACGGAGUUACGAUGCUGCCUGGACCUGGACCUGAAGAUAGCUGAUGUCUCGGCCACCGCAUGGUUCAAAUUUGACCCUUGUGACUUCACUUUCUCGUUGGGUCUGGAGAAGUGGUCCUUUCAUGGCUCUGUCUUUAGUUAUCAGUGGGGAAAAGAGAUGACAGUCACAAUUGCUUCAGGAUUGAAUCUGAGAUACUCUAUCAAAAAGAAGAAUGAUACUCAUGAGUUUGAGAUGAGCAUGAUGGUAGAAUAUUGCAUUGAUGGACUGUGCACUGACAUCGACAUACAGCAUUACAUUCCAAUCCCUGUAUGCAACCCACACUUCAGCAAUUACAAUCUAUCCGUGGACGGUUUCAUAGAGACAGUAUCAGGACAGGUCAUCCAGGGAGCAUCGCUAGCCCUUCUAUCACAGCUUGGAAUCGACCCAGACUUCUUCAGGAGUCAACCGUGUCGCAACCCUGUGGGGCCUCAGUCUUAUGGCAAUUGUCCUGGUAUGCAGUUUCCCAGUAACCUGACCCCUUUGGCUCACUGUGGCAUCCUCAGCACUUGCUUUGGCAUACAGUGCUGCCUGGAUGUGAAUCUUGGACCACUACAUCAUUCAUUCAGUACCUCUAUGGUGAUAGAUCCAUGCCUGGGCCAGCUGACGCUACAAUUUGGCAACUGGCAGUACAGUAAAUCCCUCUCACACCUGGAUUUUGAUACAAGUCAGGAGAUCACUAUCGGAAACUUUGUCAUGCUCAGGUACACCUUGGAGCUCAUGGAUGGUGAGAUAUCAAUGAGUCUGUCCAUAGAUGCAUGCAUCAAUGGUCAUUGUACAGGACAACUCAUGAUCUUAGAUGGUGCAGUAUCUCCUCUUCCUAUGUGCUUCCCCAACGGAACCAUCUCCUGGAACAAUUUACCAGGUAUAACCUCAAUCUCUCAGCUAGCAAGCUUAGAUGCUGGAUUUGAGGCUGUGGCUCAGGCUCUUGGCUUACCAUCUCGUCUAGUCUCGGCCUCACCUUGCCCACCUGUGAUUCAGCCUAGUCAGUCUGGAGUGUGUCCACACCUCCCCUCUUUGCCCACACUUCAAUCAGGGGGUGUAUGUCACUAUUCAGAUGCCUGCCUAGGGGUGGAGUGCUGUCUAGCAGUAGACCUCGGCAUCAUCAGUCGUACCCUGAGGGCCUGGCUGAUUGUAGACCCCUGUGAUUUCAAACUGAGCGUUGGAUUUGAGAACUGGAGUUACAAUGUCACCCUUUUAAGUUACAAGUGGGGCAAAGUGACAAGGGAAAGACUGAGUGAUGCCGUCUUGCUCACCUUCACAAUCGACAAGACCACAGACAACCGAAACUUCCUCCUCUCCUUCUCUCUGCAACUCUGCAUCGCUGGAGGCUGUGCUCCUGAUAUUGUCAUCCUUCAGGACUUCACUUCACCGAUACCAUUCUGUAAUCCCAACGGCACUUUGGAGUGGGCUCAAGACUUGGGUGAUAUUGGGGAUUAUGCUAGUGGCCUUGUGGUGAACCGUCUAAGUGUCAGCGCUGAUGUUCUCCUACCUCAACCAUGCAGUGGUCCACCAGAACAAAUCACACCAGCAACCACAGGCUGCAGUUUCCUUGCCGUACCAUCAGCUGUCGCACCAUUCUGUUCCCUGGAUCAGUCCUGUCUUGGGGUUGGUUGUUGCUUGAACUUUGACCUGGGCAUAGUUCAGAGGUCAUUUUCUGUCUGGGUCAAGCUGGAUCCCUGUGCUCGCACUUUCUCAUUUGGAUUUGAGAAAUGGAGUCAUGUUGAGACGAUUGCCAUACAAGUACUGCAGACUCAUUCCUUUGAGAAAAACUUGGGAGUUCUGAAAAUCAGGUAUGAUGUAGAGCGGCCCCACAGUACUAUCUAUGACGUGGAUCUGGACAUCAGCUUGUGUUGGCAGGGUGUGUGUGAUGAACCCAUCGUCAUUCUCAGAGAUGUGAUGUUCUCAGAAUCUGAGUGUGCUGUUCAAGGAGGAGGCAGCAGCUCGAGGAGGAAGAGAAGAAGUGCGGACGACCUUGAAUCUGCUGAGGGAAUAGACAGCAUGGAAGACCUGUCAGCUAAUCUUAUAGACAAGGCCAGGGCCUACUUUAAGACCAUUCUUAGUGAAGGUUCCACCUCAUAUUCAGCGGAGGAUAACGCCAUGACUAAGCUGCAGCCAGAGAAAGCCGUCAAGCCCAGGAUUGCUGAAUCAGGGACAGCAAGCCGUCGCUCCAUGGGUCUUCUCAUCUUUGGUGAUGAAGAUGAAACUCCAGUUACCAGGAGAAGAAGAAGGGACCUGUCACUCUCAGUGACUACAGGAGGAGCUAGUUUGUUUGAUCUUAGUCUUAGUCCUGGCGCUGACUCGGGCACGUGGCAGGGAGAUGUCAUUAUUGGGGGAGGAUUAACACAGAAAGGUUUGGAUGCUCUUUGUGGACGUAUUGCCAACAUGACCAUAGGGGAGUUAGAAGCAAUGCUGGAUCUUCAGAAUAUCGACCCAUUGACUGUGGUUCAGUUGAUGAAGGAACUACGUGCUCUCUUCAGAACAUUUAUUGAGGAGUUCAUCGAUGUUAUCCUCAACGGCAAGGCAGAUGACAACUUUAAGCAGUUCGAUGUCAUCCUGAGUGGGACGAUUCAUUUCCCGAGAAUACAUGCCACGUUUUUAAAAGCGAGAUGGGGCAUGCUGGUCGGUGGAUUUAUCUACCUAGAAUUUACCAUUGAAGCAGGAGGAUUCUUUGACAUGGAGAUACCACUGUCUGUUGCCCUUGUGUCCAUGAAAGCACAGGCUGGCAUAACACCUAUGGUAGGUGCAUAUGCACGUGCUAGCGUUUCUAUUGGAUUCAUCCUGCAUGGUGAGUUGGAACUGACUGCUUAUAUUCUACACACUAGCUUCCCGACUGUAGCUGAGAUUCUCUUCUCCAAGUUCCCACUGGAUGUUGGAUUAAAGAUGGAUAUUGAAAUGAUUCCUCUGAUCAUUCGGCUGAGAGCUUUGGUGACGUUGAAGAUCCCUUUCUUUGGAAGAAAAACUCUGUUCAAGAAGGACAUAUGGCGCUACCAAACUCCUGCUAUACACAGUAAUAUAUUUGCUAUUCACACCAAGCAGCCUGAUACAUCCCCUCCGGAGAUUGAAGCAUACUCAACACCAGACACCUCUGGAUCCACUAGGUGGAGUGCAGCAGGCACAAACUUGUGUGGUGUUGAGCAGGUUCCUGGACUAGACUACACAGAGCCAGCCUUCCAGCUGGAGAUGGUAGCAGCUGAUGACAAGAGCUUGGUGACGUUCUUCUAUCAGGUUGGGACAGCACCUGGAGGAAGUGAUGUGGUCUCCAAGACAGAGUUUGGUGGACCCUCAGCUAUCAUUUCACAAAUUCUUCUAGGAGGACAUCCUCUUUACUUCACUGUUUAUGCUAUGAACAAUGGUGGAGGCACUUCCACAGCUACCUGCAGCCUCCCGACCUUUGACAUCACCUUGCCGACAGGUCGCAUCACGCCAGACUUCACCUCCACCAGUCACCCGUACAUUCUCCGUGCAUCGGCCGUGGUGUAUGAUGAUUCCGUCCUCUUGAUGCAGAAGGAAGGGGUCGGGUUCGGCCCUGAAAUCUGGGGCGAUCAGAUUGUAUCAUGGAAUACCAUAAAUAUCACCGAGAGGCCGAACCUUGGCGAUUCAAUCAAUGACUUUCACUACUUCACCGCUGCCAAGAAAGGCCGCCUCAUCUCCAAGCCAACAUCGAUCAUCAUCCAUCGCAAUCCCAACUUCUGUGCGCGGGACUGCCUGGCCCUCCCAGAAAUCAAAUGUCUGAGUAUCAACUACGACUAUCAAGACUUCACCUGUGAACUGCUGGAGGAGAUUGAGGGUCAUGGGGUCGAAGUUCAUGAGUCUGGACUCUUCACCCAUUAUGAGCGGCUUGGUGUGGGCCACGCUGUAGAGUUCAAUCAUGAAUCACUCCAACUCGUCCACAACAACCUCUACUACUUCAACAUAGAGCUCCUGAACUACGUGGCGUAUGAGAACAUCAUUUCAUCCGUCGGUAUCAUAGCGGACUUCACGACACCAGAACCAGGGCUGAUCGUGAAUGGGACCAGGGAUGAAGUGGUGCGUGAAGCGUGUGUGGAGUUCACACCAGAGGAAUGGGAGAGACGAUGCAUUGAAGACACACCGCUCAUGAACCACCGCUAUAUUACAGAUGGUCCUGGUUCUAUGACAGUGUUUAAUGGCCAUGAGGAACUUGUUGACAUGCUGUAUACAAGAAGCAAUACCUUCAUGGCAGCCAACUGGGAAGGUAUCCAUGACAAUGAGACUGGUAUCCAUGGCUACACCUGGUCCAUUGGUAACGCUGUCUGUGAUGAUGAUGUCAGCAUGCAUAUUGAUCCUCAUGCUCAUCUGUUUGAUGAGUCUGAGUGGACUCAUCAGGGUCUUGUUGUCAAUGUCAAUCUGCCAGAUGGUGCGUAUUACAUCACUGUACGUGCUCUCAACAAGGUAGAGUUUGGCGGUCCUAUGGCACUCACUGUGUGUCACAGCACCCCUCUGAUUAUUGACAAUACUCCGCCCAUCAUUUACAGCAUCGAUGACAUUACCUAUGACUCGUCCAGUGGUGUAAUUGGAUUGAAGGUCAAUGCAACCGAUCCUGAGUCCAAUCUGGUGGAGUAUCACCUAGCAGCAGGCAGGACACCCAGGGAUAAAUCACUGCGUGAUUGGGAGGCUCAUGUCUUGGCUGAACAGCUCUACAUGGACUUCAAGAUACCCAAUGGCAUACCCUGCUGGGUUAAAGUCAGAGCAGUCAACAAUGUUGACCUACGCACCAUAGUCCAUGCUGAUGAGCCAAUUCUCGUAGACGACACUCCGCCAGUCGCAGGAGACUUGUUUGAUGGACCCUACGCCGGUGAAGAUCUCGUGUUCACCAAAGACAGAAAUGAGAUUUGUGCCAAUUGGCACAACUGGUUUGACCCUGAGUCUGGGAUCUUCUUCUACCUAUGGGCGGUGGGGACCCAGCCUGGCCUGACUAACGUGAUUGACUUUGUGAAAGUGUCUCGUCAAGAACACGGCGCCUGCUCUGGCUACGUGACCUUACAGCACGGGGAGAUGUACUACUCAACACUUACAGCCUUCCAUGGUGGAUAUGAUAAACUCAACGUGUCGGCUUCAUCAGAUGGAGUGUCUGUGGAUCUGACUCCCCCGAUACAAGGUAGUGUCUAUGAUGGCUUACUACAGGGACCUACAGAUCUAGACUUCUCCUCAAAGCCAGCUACGGUGGAGGCUCAGUGGCAAGGAUUCUCAGAUCCUGAGUCUGGUAUCGAAGACUACCAGGUUACAGUCUAUCGCAAGCGUGAUGACAGUACAAAUCACACAAAUGAGUUCGAGGUCAUCCAUGAGACAGAGGCAGUGGGAAGUGAGACAGCCUCCAUUGAGUGGCAUCACUUCCAUCUGUAUCACAAGGACCAGGUCUAUGUCAACCUACGCACCAUCAACCAGGCACUGAAUCACAUUGAUACUCCGACAAAUGGGUUCUUGAUAGACCUGUCACCUCCAAUACUGAGAACACUAGGAGAUGGGCUGGUGAUGGGUCAAGAUGCUGACUUCCAGUCGCAUUCUGACCAUCUUGCUGUACAUUGGGACUACUUUGAUGAUGAGUCUGGCAUCGAGUCCUUUGAGUUGGCAAUCUAUGAGAUGAAAGAAGGAAACAAACACAAGAUCUUUCCAUUGGAUAAAAACCCGAAUAGCUUUGAACUGAUUACUGACAUCACGGCUCAAUCCCAUGUACAAGAUGGGCUGACACUGCAACCAGGGGCCCUGUAUGUGACGCGAGUCAAGGCCAGGAACCAGGCCAAACUAGUUGCUUCUCAUGAAACCAGUGGUAUCAAGGUGGACCCUAGCCCUCCUUUGAUGAGAUAUGUCCGUGGAGGCAAUCUGGAUGGAGAAGUGGAAGAAGUCAUCAAUGGAUAUUUGUAUCAGAACAGUCUCAGCACUAUCCAAGCCUCCUGGCUGGCUGUCGAUGGACAGAGUGGCAUCAAGAGCUACUGGGUGGCAGUGGGAACUGCUCCAAAUUUUGAAGAUAUCCAAACUUUCUCCUCCCUGGGCCCAAAGAGCGAGGGUAUCCUAUCAGACCUGAAUCUGCAAUUGACCAACAUAUCAACAUGCAGUGAAGAGGUAUUCACUGUGGAUUGUCAGCCCGUCUACUACGUGUGUGUCAAGAGUCAGAAUGGUGCAGGAGCAUUCAGUGACGUCAUUUGCUCCUCACCAAUCAGAGUGGUGGAGGAAGAUCAGACAGGUUAUGUAACUGAUGGCCCACGUAUGGUACAGGAUGUAGAUGCACAACAAGAGAAAACAACAGUCUCCAUCUGGUUUGAUGACUUUGAGAGCAAAUUGCAUGGCAUCUCUCACUAUGAAUGGGCAGUGGGUACAUCGCCUGGGGGUGAGGACAUCCAACCUAUGACCUCUGAUGGGAUAGUGCCUGAAAAUGAUGACGAUGUGCAAGGAUUGGCAGGUAAAGGCAAGGCCCAGUCCCCUCUGCCCCUCCAGCAUGGAGUGUCUUACUACAGCACACUACGAGCCAUCACCAAUGCAGACAAUGUCUUAGAAUCCACCUCCAAUGGCUUCACAGUGGACAUCACUCCACCAGAGAUUAUGAUCACCGACCUGGGCCUGUAUGAUGCAAGUUUGGACCUGAGUUUAGACGGUGGACUUCACCUGUAUCAGUCUAACACAGACUCCAUCGAUGCCAUGUGGGAUGUGAAUGAAGGAGAAAGUGACAUCAUGACUACUUAUUUCUCCAUGGGUCGGUACCCUGGGAAUGAAGAUGUCUUCCCUGUGACUGCAACUAAUAAAUCCUACAUUCCAUCAGCGCUGAUGACUCCUGCUGACCUAGGAGUGCCCAAUAUUUUGAGAGUUCAAGCAGUCAACAGUGUUGGGUUACGGAGAACUAUCUAUGCCACCAGCUUGACCGUAGAUAAUACUCCACCUACUGUUGGACAGGUUCAGUGUCCUGCCUUCAUCCAUGCCAAUAGCGCCCUCUUGUGUAGUUGGACUGGUUUCUUGGAUGCUGAGUCUGGCAUUGAUCAUGUGGUUUUUCUGGUUGGGACAUCUCAGGGACAAAAUGACGUGUUUCAGUCUGAUGAUCUGCCUGGCUACCUCACUCACUACAGUGUUACAGCAAAUCUGAAUCUGAUUCACAACAAAGUCUACUAUGUCACUGUGGAGGCCUUCAACGCUGUCAACCAAAGCACGAUGGCAUUCUCUGGUCCUAUUGAGAUUGACGAUACACCUCCAGCAUACGGCCUUGUAGUGGAGCUAUCGGGUGUGCAUAGCUUCAACUUCAGUGAUCCUAUCGAGCUGCCAGAAUGGGAGUGCACAAACGAUGAGGAAUGCUUGAGCUUGGACGGGGAGUGUCUGGAAUCGCUUACCCAAAUGCAGAUCCUAUGGCAGCCGUUUACUGACGAAGACACUCAGAUCACAAAGUAUGAGGUUGCCCUUGGCACCACACCAGGAAGGUCUCAGAUCAAACCUUUCUAUGAGGUGUCCAAGGACCAGACCUCAGAGCUUAUUACCAACAUUGAUCUGAGCAGUGUCCGUAGAGUCUUUGCCACAGUUAGAGGCUACAAUGAAGCCGGCCUGACCAGCACUGCAGUAUCCAAUGGCAUCUAUGUCAGCCGGUUCAGUGCUGGACUUCCACCACUCAGACCAUUCCAGGUGAAAGAUGGAGUCACCGAUGUAGACUUGGAAGACUCAGACUUCCAGACCUCACUGAAUGAGAUGAGUGCAUCCUGGGAUUUCAGCGGGGAUCCAUGUCCGAUGAGGAAGUAUGAAUGGGCCAUCUUCAGAAUUGAUGGACAAGAGAUUCAACCAUUUACCAAUGUUCAAGAGCGAACCUCAGACACCAACACAGACAUUCGAAUGACAGAUGGUGAGACCUACAACACCCUGGUGCGGGCUACUAAUGCCCUGGGCCUGGCUGUCACAGUCAGAUCUGAUGGAAUCACCGUCAAGCGUGAUCCCUUGAUACCCGGCCAGGUCUAUGAUGGCCUCCUAGUGGGCUUUGAUCUGACUUACCAGAAGGAGACUGAUAGGAUAUCAGCAAGUUGGAAGGGCUUUGGACAAGGGAUGCCGAUAAAAGAAACUGUCCAUCACACAGGAAAUGCUGAAGUCAACAAAGACCACAUCACAGAGCAAACUGUGGAUUACUACGAGGCCGCAGUUGGAACUGACCGUCGCUACCCUAAGACCAGAGACAACGUGGUGCCCUUCACUUAUGUUGGACAAAACACAACAGUCACUUUCACUAACCUCAACCUCAAGGCACGAGACUCAACAUAUUACGUUACAGUCAGGGGAUAUAGUGCUAGCCUUGCCACAGCUGAGGUGACAUCAACAGGGAUCAAUGUUGGUAUAGACAGCACAGUGCUUGGAAGUGAGGUGGAAGUCCCAGAGUAUGUAAACUCUGUCUCUGAGGUGCAACUCAUGUGGGCUAAAUUUCAAUCCACCUUCCCCAUCCUGCUGUACUACGUUGGUCUGGGUGAACCAUCCACUUCCUCCAUCCCACCUGAAGAUAUGGAAUGCCUGGAUAUGCUGUUGGGGACAACGCAGGCCCUAACUACAUUCCAUGAGAGGUCGAUGCAUUUUGUUGGCAAAGACACCUUUGUGGAGGUCAAGGGCUUGAAUCUGACGCAGGAAGGAUCCUAUUUUGUCACUGUUGUGGGAAUGAACGAAGGAGGACAGUGUAAUGCCUCCACUAGCUACUUCUCUGUGGAUAUCACACCACCUAUUGAGGGUAGGCUGCGUGUUGGACUUUUCUAUGACAUGCCUGUUGCCUAUACUGACAGCACCGAGUCUGUCUCUGUAGUGUGGGAGGAUUACAGAGAUGAUGAGAGUGGAAUCAAAUCCUACAACCUCCGCCUUGUGCAAGCUGCAUCAUGUAAUGAGGACGAGGAUAACCUUACUGUGGUAGCCAACCAAGACUGGCUGAUACUCGGCCCAGGCAUUAACAAUUUCACAUUCGUGGACUUGAACCUGAUUACAAACCAGCCCUAUUUUGUUCAGCUGUCGGUAGUUAACCAUGCAGGAGACAGUGUUCUAUCCCAAGUAGGACCUGUCUUUGUUGACUCGUCUGAGCCGACAGCAGGACUGGUAGUUGAUGGAAUGGACUUCAAGAUGGACAUAACAGACAGCGCAUACAGAAGCCAAGUUACUGGCACAAUCCUACACUUGCCCAACCCAGAGGGCCCACCCUGUCCACUGAGAGACAUUCCCUUCACUGAUCCACGGUGGUCAGCGAUGGACUUCAAGGGACUCUGGAACAUGAAGAGGGAGAAGUGGGACCUGGAGUAUCAGUCACAGCAGGUACUUGCAUCUGAUGAGAGUGUGAUGCUGAUUAUGGAGAGAGAUACAAGAGGGCCUCGUAUGCUGUCUGGAGCCUACGUCACCAAUGCACUGAUUGUAAGGAGCUCAGAAUAUGAGUUUGACUUGAAAGCUGCCUCACCUGACCUGCACAGUGUGACCAGCGUUCUAUUCUGGGAUGGCCCGGAUGGAGCAAUAGGGGAAUAUGACUUUGGUGGACGGGAGAACUGGCAAGAAGGGAUCUGUCAGUGCUGUUAUGACCAACCCUUCAACCAAUCUUUGUGUCCCCUGUGUGACUGCCUGGAUUUCUUGGGGACAUCUGAGGACAGCUCAACAUUUGCCAGCACCACAUAUAGAUCACAUGAAACCAAACCACCCAAUGAGUACACAGUCAGUGAAAUGACUGAAGAGGCUGAAGUGACCAAUGUGAAUAGUACUUCACUAACACCGAUGGGCUCCGUCCCAUGGACUAUCCACAAAAAGGACGAAGAUGGGGACAGCGUGUCUGAUGAUGAGAGUGGGAGAUGGAUAACACAGAGAGCUUGCGGCUUCCAACUCUAUCCAAAUGGUAGUGCAUCUCAAGCUGUUCUGUGGUGUCGUUAUUUGGAGGAUCUCUGGCAAAUGACAUCGGAGGUUAUAGAUCUUGACUUUGAUCCAUCAAUAGAGGAGCAUCAUUUUUCAGUCCACAUCAAAGUCGAGCCGUUUGAUGCAGAAGAGGAUGAAUGGUCCUUUGAAGUGUACGUUGAUGGUAAACUCCUCUCUUCACUGACUGGCAUACCAGUCCUGUCCUCAUCUACUAAGCUCAUCCUUCACGUCUUCAAUCGAGACAGCUACAUCGCUGAUCUGCAAGACCCCUUCAAUCCUCCAGCUGUGGCAGCAACACUCAAAAACUUGAGGAUGCCGCCUGAUCAGAGCAAUCUGUGUCGUUACGGAGCACCAUUCAGGGCUGGAACCAGUCCUGUCUCACGCUACUUUGCUGGUGUUGGCUCAGAAGCAGGAGCCACAGAUAUUGUGCCAUUUGAAGAGAUUGCCAGGCCAUGCGUUCCUUGCAUCCAUCCGUGUGAUCGUUACCAGUGUGAUACCUCAUGUUCCCUGGAAGCUGUUCCCAUCACCUUCACAUUGACCAACCUGACUCUGCCAAGACUGGAGCUAUCCAAUACCACCCUUGGCGAUGAUGCGAAUGCAACAAUGCCACCUUCAAACCAAGAUGAGGGAUCACUCCCAUUCUUCCUGACAGUGAAAACUUUCUUAGGAAAUGGGAAAUCAGUGUCAGCAUCCUCCAAUGGUUUCUACGUUGAUGACACUCCAGCACAGCUGGAUCUUUUUUUCUAUUUGGACGUCAUUGUAAACGAGUCUGUGCCAACAUCAUUCCAGUCUUCAGACUCUACCAUCAGGGUGUUCUGGAGUUUCAUUGACAUGGACAGCAUGGUUAAGGAGCAUCUCUGGGCUAUAGGAACAUCCAAAGGCGCAACAGACCUGCAAGACUUUGUCAACGUUGGGUUGAACCAGACAGCUACUAACAGUGGUCUGAAGGGAUUACUGCAUCACAACACUACAUACUAUGUGACUCUGAAUGCUAUCAAUGGAGCAGGCUUGGAAACCAUAGUAGAAUGUGAUGGUGUGACUGUUCUGCUAGAAGAGCCCACUGCAGAUGAUGUCAACACCACCUCCAUGUUUAGUAAGAAGUUUGAGGAGGAUGUUUACCCACCCAAUGUGGAGAAAAGCGAAGACCCAACAAAGACUGGUACCUCCUGGUCCAAACCACAGGAUGAGUCUAUUAAUCACUAUGAAUACUGUGUGAGUAGUUCAGCGUCGCUCCUAGAUGAUGUUGUACCCUGCAUGGCGGUUGGAGGCAACUCCUCCGGUUCAGUGACCAUAGAGGAUGCAAAGAUCAUUGUCCGUGCUGGUGGCAAUAAAGAAAGGUUCAACAUCACUGACUUCAAGGCACCGAAGGACUCUAGCGAGUGGGAAAUGAUUGAAGAAAAUGCCAAGUUUAAUAUGGAACCUGGGAAAUGCCUUUAUGCCUGGAUGAAGAUGUGUAACCCAGCUAUGCUAUGUGUCACAAUACCAGCAGGAACUACUACAGUGUUAGGAGACAGUGAUAUGAUGAUGACAUCACCCAAUGGUACAGACCUUGUUCUGACAUCACCAACAAGCCAGAGAAGGAGGAAGAGGGCCAUAGAUAACCACUUUGAUUUCACUGUGGCUACAAAGGGAGGUCUACACCAGGGUGGCUCACUCAUCCUAGGUCUGCUGGAUGUCAAUAGAACCAACCAGGAAUUCACCUCGGAUGCUGCCAGGGAUUAUAAACCAUACAUCACCAAUCCACUCUACACCAUCCAGUUUACAUCAAGACUGCUCAGACACAGGAUACGUUUCGUGUAUGAACCAACAUUUUAUAUCACAAGUCUUGGUCAGACAGAAGUGCAGGGUCCAUUGGUGAUCAACAUGAGUCUAAGCACACCAAGUAACUGGACAGAGGCAAAACCUAGACUUAUCUACUGGGACAAAGGUCACUCUGAAUGGCAAGAUGCAGCUAAGACAUGCAGUGAUGUGGAUCAAAUUGCAUACCUUGAUGAUGGGAACCAAGUCAGUGUUCAGGUUUGCUCCACACAGGCUCCAGCCUCGUCAUCCUCAGAACCAGGUCGCAAGCGGCGUGCUUUGCAAGAAGAGUCAGUUCCUUCCAACACGACAUACUUCAGCCAUGAGACUCAUUUUGCAUUUGCUGUUGUCUUAGACGCCAUCCCCAAUAACCCACCAGUUAUCACAAACUUGGUAGAAAAUAUGUUCAUGAAUGAGGAUGAAGGAACUCUAUCGUACACAUUCCAGGCCACUGAUCUUGAAGAUGACAUUUUGGUAUUUGAGCUUGGUAGUCACAGUGACAAGCAAGGCACAGCAGUGAUCACAGAGACCGGUGACUUCAGCUAUACACCUUGUACUGAUUGCUACGGUACUUUUACUCUGCAAAUCACUGUAAUGGAGGUACAGACCUUCCAUGAGAUAGAACCUCUAUCUACCACUGUUAAUCUCACCAUUGAAGUCCGACCAGUCAAUGAUAAUCCUGUGUUAUACAGUGCACAUUAUGGCCAAGUUGUUGGCAAUGGACGCAUUGCUUUGUUAACUGUUGAGCAGAACACGGGGUCCAAUGUUGCCUACAAGGAUCUGACUGCUCUGCUAGGAGCAUACGAUGUUGACACCAAUGAUGUACUGACCAUUAUGACCAGGCCCCCGACGUAUGGCACCCUGACACUGACAAGCCAAAUCAAGACUGUGCCGUCCAUUCUGAAUUGCAGUGAGCCCUCUGUAGGCAGUGAAGAGCCAAUCAUUCCUUGUGGGAUUGAGUUGCCCCAUAGUGAGGAGGACUUAAGCUGGACGACAUCCACAUUCACCUAUGCUCCAAACCCUAACUACCAUGGCAGGGAUAGUUUCCUUGUCUUAGCAGAGGACCUGUCCGGAGCCAUGUCUCAGCGACUGGAGGUACAGAUUGCUGUGCUGGUCAACCCUUGCAUCCAUGAGGGGGUCUGCAGAGGACCUGUUGAGGAUCCUGAUUGUACCUCCCCUGCACGUAGCAGUGGGUUCGAAUCCUACUCCUGCCACUGUCAGCCCGGCUGGGUUGGUGACAUCUGCGAGAUUGAUUAUGAUGAGUGCCAGUCCACGCCGUGUGCAUACCCAUACGUCUGCUAUGAUCGCCUCAAUGGAUUUGAAUGUGCUUGUCCAUUGUCUGAUCCACUGUGCGAUGACCUUGACUGGAGAGUCAAAGUUAUAAUAGCUGUGGUAAGCUGUCUGGUUGGUUUGUUCAUCGUUGCUGCUGUGGUCUUCUACUUGUACAAGAAAAAGCACAGCAAAAAAUUACAAAUCCAUCUAUUACCGGAUCCAGAUGAUGAUCAACUGGUGUCAUACAUAAGUGGCAACACUCUGCAAGCCUUUGACAAUCCUGUGUUUGAAGAUGACAGUGGAGAUCAGACAGAUUCUGACGAGAAGGACGAGAACCAGGCUAGCCACAGCCAUCCGGAUGACUCCUCAACAGGAAGACCGCCCUCUGCUUUCUCAACCCGUUCGAAAAGCUCCUCUUCAUCAGGCCUCAAGAAAGACAGGCCCUGGUCGGGUCUUGUGCGUUCUAAUGCUGUUGCAGAUGCUUGGCCUGCAGUGGCUGAUGCUGUCUUCGUGGGUGGUAAAUCAUGUGAUGAACCUCCCCCUGCCAGUCCAACAGUGAGCCCUGCCAAUGCUGAGAUGUGGGCACAGUCAACCAUGCACGUGCAGAAGGAUAUUGAUAUUAAAGAUCCAGGGCAGAUGCUGAUGAUCCAGAAGAGGACUCCGCCAUCUACCACAGAGGAAACCCCUAACUGCGUGACUGAGCUUACAGGAUCCCUUGUGAGAUUCACUGAUGAUGAACAACUUCAUGACGUCAACGAAACAGUGGUGUAA
This is a messenger RNA of Patiria miniata (bat star), 22023 nucleotides long. RefSeq lists its product as uncharacterized. Gene Ontology annotation, biological process: lipid transport; homophilic cell-cell adhesion. NCBI's taxonomy places the organism in Eukaryota, Metazoa, Echinodermata, Asteroidea, Valvatida, Asterinidae. Gene Ontology annotation, cellular component: membrane. Gene Ontology annotation, molecular function: calcium ion binding; protein binding; lipid carrier activity. The record is from RefSeq and is a predicted model, not a curated record.